Aspergillus wentii DTO 134E9 is the source of this 892-nucleotide messenger RNA. RefSeq lists its product as uncharacterized. The transcript is spliced from 2 exons. The record is from RefSeq and is a predicted model, not a curated record. Lineage: Eukaryota; Fungi; Ascomycota; Eurotiomycetes; Eurotiales; Aspergillaceae. The coding region runs from base 324 to 782 and encodes 152 amino acids.
UAUUUGCUAAAAGCAAAACUACUAUGUAGAGCCCUUCGUUGUAUUUUGCAGAUGCCGAUUGCAUGGCUGUCAGAGUCAUCAUAGAUAAGUGGCUGGCAGCAGGUUUCAUUUGUAGGGCGAUGACGUCAACAUGACUUUGAAUACAACCUACAACCAGACAAGCGAAGAACGACUGACUCCUUUUUCUCUCGGAUCAUUAAUCUUUGAAUCUUCGUCGAAUUCAUACUCUGUGAAUUAUCAAAAGCCUCAAUUUUCGAUUUGACCGAGAAUUUCGCUCCACCACCACACAGCAAGACAGAUCAUUGUUUUAAAGAAACAUCACGAUGCUCAGCAGAAUCACUUCAAUUAGCCAGCACGGCCUGGCUGCCACCAGAAGCCUCCGACAAUUCCACCCCCCAAUUGCCUCGUCCGCUCAACAGACACGGGCUUUCCACGGCGCCCCUUCAUUGCGCACGAGUGAUAGCAACAAGGAGCAAGACCGAACGACGUUGAACCCCGAAAGAUCGGAAGUUACGAAAUCCGGCACCGAUAGCGAAGUAGCCCAACAUCCAGCAGCCUACGAUCCCUCCAAGACAUCGCCUGAGAGUGAAAUACAAGCUACGGAGGAGGAAUCUAGACAGGAGGGGAAAGUCAGUAAUCCUCUGGAUAUGAGCCCUGCGAACAAGGAUGUGAGUGAUUGGGCACAAGAGGAAGGAGAUAGCAGUCAUCAGAAAACGACGGCGAGCUCGAGAGGACAAACGCAUAAGCACAAGACGGUGAACCCUGGUCUUAGAAAAAAAUGAGUUGUUUUUAGGUUGAACUUGUUGUAUAGGUAUAGGGAUUCGGUGUUGUACAUAAAAACCAUGCGUCGAAUAGUUAUUUAUUAUCUAUGAAAGCACGGGAAUUGAAACCA